AUGCCCGCCGCAGUCGAGUCUGCCGCAUCCGCCAUCCUCAACCAUUCGGCGACCCCCUACAACUUCCGCUUCUCGCCCUUCCUCCGGCGAACAUACCAGGUCGGCCUACCCCCCGACCGUCCCAUCUGCAAGGCCUUCCAGUCUGGGCACUGCCCCAACGGCACGCGAUGCUCCGAGCGCCACGUCUCUGAUGCGAAGACGGCGCAGCCCACGGGCGGCCUCAACUCGCUCGUCUGCAAGCACUGGCUGCGCGGCCUGUGCAAGAAGGGCGAGCACUGCGAGUUCCUUCACGAGUAUAAUCUGCGCAAGAUGCCGGAAUGCAACUUCUUUAUGCGCAACGGAUAUUGCUCAAACGGCGACGAGUGCCUCUACCUUCACAUCGAUCCUCAGAGUCGGUUGCCGCCCUGUCCUCACUAUGACAUGGGGUUCUGCCCGCUGGGACCCAACUGCUCAAAGAAACACGUCCGCCGCAAGCUCUGUGCCUUUUACCUUGCCGGUUUCUGCCCCGAUGGCCCGGAUUGCAAGGAGGGCGCCCAUCCCAAGUGGUCCAAGAACCUGGAGAAGCCAACCCUUAAGUCGGAGGAGAAGAAGGACGAGGAUGUUCGAAUGGAGAUGCCACGAGAUGAGGAAAUGGACAGGCCACGCGAGCAGCAAAGAGAUAGAGACCGUGACCGAGAUCGGGAUCGGGACAGAGACAGGGAUGAUGGAGGCAGACACGGCGGUCGACACGGAAGAGGAGGUAAAUGGCGUGGCAGGGGACGCUUCCGUGGAAGAGGUCAUUGA
Molecule: messenger RNA, 783 nt
Organism: Fusarium falciforme
Lineage: Eukaryota; Fungi; Ascomycota; Sordariomycetes; Hypocreales; Nectriaceae
Product: MRNA 3'-end-processing protein YTH1
Exons: 1
Coding region: 1-783 (260 amino acids)
Molecular function (GO): metal ion binding; RNA binding
Source: RefSeq, a predicted model, not a curated record